Molecule: messenger RNA, 528 nt
Organism: Cooperia oncophora
Lineage: Eukaryota; Metazoa; Nematoda; Chromadorea; Rhabditida; Trichostrongylidae
Source: the annotation of a GenBank genome assembly
AUGUCCCCGGUAAUAAGAAUGGAAACCGAAGAACAGCUAACGUCCGAUCUGUCGGCUACUCGGAUCUCUAUCAAGAGUAUCUUAGCCAAGGACAAUUUGCUUGAAGAAGUGGCAGAGGAAGAGGAGUUUGAUCAAGAUGCACCUAUAGAGGAACAGUUGGACACGCUCUCCCACGCCAUAAAAAGGCACAUCGCAACGAUUACUUGGCGGGAGGCAGGAGAAGAAGAGUCUUCAUCGCGCACCAAGCGAAAAUUAUUUCGACUUGAAAGGGACGUCGACAAAGAAGUUAAAGAGCUUUUCAAUGAGCCAACCCCUCACGAAUCCAUACAGGAGAGCAUCUGCACGUUAGAUACGCUCAGGCGGUUGUUACCUAGCCUCUUGGUGCACUCCAGCGUCCGCAGCGAGAAAGACGAAGAUGUAUGUAUGUACAUGCGCCUUGUACUUGCGAAAAUAGCAAGCGAAGAAAGGAGAAAAGAUGGUAUGUACCGAUGGCGCUGUACUUGCCGAAAUAGCGGUAAUAGUAAAUAG